Messenger RNA from Hydractinia symbiolongicarpus, 1564 nucleotides. RefSeq names its product bifunctional apoptosis regulator-like. The transcript has 7 exons. The record is from RefSeq and is a predicted model, not a curated record. Lineage: Eukaryota; Metazoa; Cnidaria; Hydrozoa; Anthoathecata; Hydractiniidae. Gene Ontology annotation, molecular function: protein binding; ubiquitin protein ligase activity; metal ion binding. Bases 44 to 1408 code for a protein of 454 amino acids. Gene Ontology annotation, cellular component: nucleus. Gene Ontology annotation, biological process: proteasome-mediated ubiquitin-dependent protein catabolic process.
UCCUUUGUUAUCUUUUUAAUUACAGGCAAACAUAUAUAUAAAAAUGUCUACUGGACAACUAACUGAAGAUGAUUUUAUAUGUGGUAUAUGUUUUGAAUUAUUAGUUGACCCAACAACUUUGACAUGUGGUCACAGUAUCUGUAGAUUUUGUUUGGCGCAGUGGUGGUAUAAAUCAAAGAAAGCGACUUGUCCAGAAUGCCGACAAGUUUGGCAAGGAUUUCCAAAAGUUAAUGUCACAUUAAGAAACACUAUGAAAACAUUAUUUCCUGAUCAAAUUGAGCAAAGAAGAAGAGUGUUAUUAGAAAAUAAUGAGUACAAGAGUAUAAUUUCGAAGUUUGAAGAAUAUGGUAGAAAACAAGACACACCACGUCCUCGGUCAUUAAGCUGGACAGUAAUAUGUAUAAUGGUAGCAGUGACAGUGGCAGUGGCUGUGAUAAUCAGUGUUGGGAUAAAAUCAUUUACGGGUUUAACAAAAAAGGAUUUAAUGUCGAAAUCAUUGCGUGAUUGGUCAUCAAGUGAUGUAGGUUUAUGGAUUGGUACACUUGGACCCUGGGCAAAAGAUGUUUAUGAUAAAAGAUUUAUUGAAGCAGGUAUUGAUGGAACCCUUCUUCUCGAAAUGAAUGAGGUUGAUUUGAAAAUACCACCUAUCAACAUGAGUAUGCAUCUACAACGAAGGAUAGUUCUUGAUGCAUUGAAAGAGCUUAGACGCAGUCUUUCCCAUCAUCCAUCUGGAUUCUGGGAGUAUAAAGAACAAAAAAGUGGUAUGAUGAUGUUCAUUAUGUGUGGUUUGCGAGAGUUUCCACGCUCAACUUUAGCGUUCCUGUAUUUGUUUAAUUACUGGGACACGUUCAUGCCUAUUUUCUAUUGCACCGUCACUAUCGAUGGAAACCGCACAACAUCUGAACUUUUAGAAAUGGCACACAAUCCAACGUUGAAGAACUGGCUGGAAUUCUUGCCAUUUUACGUCCUUGUUCCAUAUUAUCUUGUUGCGAAAUUUGCAUCCCACUUUUUUGAAAUUAAUUAUUGGACAUCUCGAGUAGUUGUUUUGCAUGCAUUAUUGAUGACUAUAAUGGAAUUUACUAAAGCCAGGUUUUUCUUCAGAGGUGGACUUAGACAAUUACCAAAACUCCUUGCGAAGCAUUUCACCUAUGUGGUUUUGUUGUCCCUAUUCUGCAGAAUAGUGUGGCCCUUCAUUCCUUUCUUUAUUGCUGACUGUAUAUUUUAUUGGAUGUUAUAUGUAAGUCCAUUCGAUGCGUUAAACAGACUACGUAAAAGAUUUACGGCACUGAACAGAGGAAAUGGUGCAGAUGCGAAUUUGCAGAAUGAACAUGUGCAUCAUCAUCAUCAUCAGCAGCAUAGACAACACGUGAGAGGAUGGCAUUUUAACUUUGAAUGGAACGCAAAUUAAUUCUGACCUGUAUUGGUUUUAAAAUUUUGAAUUUUCAUGCACAGCCUAGGUGUAGAUCAUUUUUACUUUGACAUGGAACCCUGUCUUGAAAACUGUAGAAGAAAGCGCAUUGCAUAAAUUUUUUUAGUAUGCCAAACAUAAAUCCAAUUAAGUAAG